AUGGUCUACUGCGGCAAAGCCUCUCAGGGCUGUCAAAACUGCCGAACCCGUCGCAUUAAGUGCGAUAAAGUGAAACCCGAAUGUUCACAAUGCAUCCGCGUGGGCAAGAAAUGCCCCGGGUAUCGAGACCAACUUUCGCUCAUGUUCCGCGAUGAAAGCACCAAGGUCAUCAAAAAAGCACACGCUCAGUGGGGAGUUACCGAUGGUGCUGAGAAUGGUGCUGAGCGCGCAUCGGCCUCGACAGCUCCGUCACCGCCUGCUUCUUCGCCCUCUUACAGCCGGAAGGGCUCGCCGAACAGCAAGAGGUCUGCAUCAAGAUCAGGAGCCGCGAACGUACCUUCGCCAGCCUCGAGCUCGGCAUCCUUUUCCGCCUCGCCUUCGUCAACGUACCGUUCUGCGGGCUCUUCAUCACCACCAACGCUCCCGGCUGUCAAGGAAGAACACAAUCGCGAGUCCAGCCCUCCGACACUCCAGAUAGGAUCUACCCUCGAGGAACAGGGCGUGCAGUUCUACGUCAACAGGUAUUUGAUAGGGCAUCCUGAUGAACCCAAAAACGGCCAAGACUUGAACACAGAGGGUUGGAUAUGGCAUCCAGCAGUACAGGACGUCAUGUGCGCCGUAGGCCUUGCUGGCCUGCACAACCUGACUGGCAAUGCCAAAAUGAUGUCGACUGCGCGAGAGAAGUAUGGUUCAGCACUACGACAUACCGGGAAGCUGAUCCGGCCUCCCCAUACACCGAGCAUAGAUGUGACAAUGAGGGCCGUGGUGGCCCUCGCCAUGUUUGAGUUCAUACCUCUACACGUUGCUGGCAUGCCCAUGCCACCGGACUUUUACGACUGGGUUUCUUAUGGUUCGCAACUCCAGCUGCCCAUAGACCGACCGUCGACCGACCUAGCGGUUCUGAUCGCUCGAUUUGUCGAAACCUCGUCAAUUAUUCACAACCAUGUCAUCAGCGACGGAAAACCAAAGACGGCCAGCGUUAUUCAGCAGCUUCUGGAUCUUGAUCAAGAUUUGGCCUCGUGGGAGAAUGGACUGGAAGGAGAUUGGAUUUACCGCACCAUUCACGCCACCCAUCUCCCUCCUAAGGCAGUGUUCCAGUGCGAAUACCACAAAUACCACGACGUCUGGACUGCUCGAAUCUGGAAUUACUACCGAUGGUGCCGGAUUCUGGUCAACCAGAAUUUGCUGGAUCUGACCAAUAAGAAUCCUGUGUCCAGUUUGUCGCUGGUAUCAGCGGCUGCGCGGGACGAGUUUCUGAACGUGAUCCGACAUUUGGCGAGGGAUAUACUUAUUAGUGCACCAACACAUUGGCGACACCCGGCCCUAGACGGACCGGCUCAGAUAACAGUGGAAAGUCCCGGCGGAGGAGGAGCUGGAUCAGCAGGACUACCGGCAUUGCUAUUCCACCUCAAAGUGGCGGGUUGCGCUCCUGGAGUGCCCAAAGACUACUGGGAAUGGGCAUUGGGAAUCAUCCAAACAAUUUGGGGCGACAUGGGAAUGUUGCACGCACGAUCGAUGAUGGAAGCCAUGCGAGCGCAUGAAGACACGGUGCUGAGAACUGGUGCAGCUGGGAUAUUGGCAGAUGAUUGGUAG
Messenger RNA from Colletotrichum costaricense, 1593 nucleotides. RefSeq lists its product as uncharacterized. The transcript has 3 exons. NCBI's taxonomy places the organism in Eukaryota, Fungi, Ascomycota, Sordariomycetes, Glomerellales, Glomerellaceae. Gene Ontology annotation, biological process: regulation of DNA-templated transcription. Bases 1 to 1593 code for a protein of 530 amino acids. The record is from RefSeq and is a predicted model, not a curated record. Gene Ontology annotation, molecular function: DNA-binding transcription factor activity, RNA polymerase II-specific; zinc ion binding.